UGUGAGGCGUGCGCACCGAUCAGGGGUAGUGUACCCUUCGGUGGGUGGUGUUACGGACGGGGAGGUCUGUGCGCGGAGGGAUGCCCCGGGAGCGAGCCGUGCGCGGUGCGGGCGGCCGCGGGGGGGCAUUCAGCCGGGGAAGAACAGACUGAGGGAAACCCGCCCUGGGAAACACGCACCCAUCCCACCACCCGGGAACUACCGGACGUGGCGUGACCGGGGCGGGCACAGCGGGGCGGGGCGGAGCGGAGAUCCGCCUCCCCGGGCAGCGGGGAGAGCGGGCUGCCCGGUCGGGCCUUGCUUGCCGCGGGCCUGGCCGCAGCGGGAAGAAAGGCCGAUGGAGGAGGCGGCGGCGGGCGACGGGGCAGCGGCGGGGUCGGGGGCAGCAGCGGGCGGCAUCGCCCUGCACGACUUCAGCGGGUGGCUAGGCGAGCAGCGGGUGCAUUUCCACGCCAUGAGGCUGCAGGAUUCGCUCUUUCUGUGGGUGGGAGCCGCGCCCGCCCUCGCCAGCCUGGCCGUCGCCAUGUGCAGUCCCCGGGACAGCAUCCCGGUGGCUGCCUCGCUGCUGGGGGACCCGUCCGAUACCACCUCCGCCUGCCUCGCCCGACGCUUGGCCAGCAAGACCAAAAAACAGAUCUUCGUCAGCUACAAUCUUCAGAACACUGACAGCAAUUUCACCUUGCUCAUAGAAAACAGGAUCAAAGAAGAGAUGAUGGCAUUCCCAGAGAAGUUUUGACUUUGCACUGCUGUGAAACAACCUCAAGUUUUUGUUUUAGAAAAACUGGUUGCAAGUUUCACCCUGCUGUCGAGUCGGUAUAUUUGGGUUGUACUAUUUUGACUGAAUUUGCAGUUAUUAAAUACAGAUAGA
Messenger RNA from Dryobates pubescens (Downy woodpecker), 868 nucleotides. It is a transcript of the gene PSMG4, whose product is annotated as proteasome assembly chaperone 4. NCBI's taxonomy places the organism in Eukaryota, Metazoa, Chordata, Aves, Piciformes, Picidae. Bases 338 to 736 code for a protein of 132 amino acids. The transcript has 3 exons. The record is from RefSeq and is a predicted model, not a curated record. Gene Ontology annotation, biological process: proteasome assembly.